Messenger RNA from Ixodes scapularis (black-legged tick), 3262 nucleotides. It is a transcript of the gene Tmep, whose product is annotated as transmembrane protein 184B. The record is from RefSeq and is a predicted model, not a curated record. Gene Ontology annotation, biological process: transport. Lineage: Eukaryota; Metazoa; Arthropoda; Arachnida; Ixodida; Ixodidae. Gene Ontology annotation, molecular function: transporter activity. The coding region runs from base 248 to 1627 and encodes 459 amino acids. The transcript has 9 exons.
AUGCGCAAUGGCAGGUUACAAGACGGGCCGAAGGAGCCGAUGUUUUUUUGAGGGGUGUCCGAAAACGCAGGAAGGCGUCGUAAUCCUUUGAAGAUGUGUUCGCCAUGGUCGACCGCCGUGUAAUUUUGAAGACCGACCCCGCCAAAUUGUGCUCCGACAUCGCGCCGACAGAUGGGCUCUGCAAGUAAAUGAAAUUGCCGAGGCGGCAUCGUCCACCUGACAUCAUUCGCAGGCAUCGACAGCAGGCAUGAGCACGUCCAGCUCAAGCACGACCGCGUCGUCGGCGGUGCCGUUGACGUCCAGCCUGCCGACGCUCCUGAUGUCGAUGAACGUGACGGAGAAUGCAACACAAGUGCUGGAGGAGCUCCCGCCGACCUUCCUGCAGACGACGGGGGCCCAGGCCAUCUCGGGGGCCUUUGUGUGGACCGCCCUGAUCAUCACCUGCCACCAGAUCUACCAACACCUGCGGUUCUACACACUUCCGUCGGAGCAACGCUGGAUUGUGCGCAUCCUGUUCAUAGUGCCCAUCUAUGCGUUCGACUCGUGGCUCAGUCUGCUCUUCUUCCGGGAGAACUACUACAUCUACUUCAACAGUGUGCGGGACUGGUACGAAGCGUUUGUGAUCUACAACUUCCUGAGCCUGUGUUACGAGUACCUAGGCGGAGAGAGCAACAUCAUGUCGGAGAUACGGGGGAAGCCAAUCCAGCAGAGCUUCUGGUAUGGGACGUGUUGCCUGACGGGCAAGACGUACACGAUUGGCUUCCUCCGCUUCUGCAAGCAGGCGACGCUGCAGUUCUGCGCUGUAAAACCGCUCAUGUCGGUCAUCACCCUGAUCUUGCAGCCCUUCGGCAAGUACUCGGACGGUGACUGGAGACCAGACAGUGGUUACCUGUACAUCACCAUCAUCUACAACAUCAGCGUGUCGCUGGCCCUCUACGGACUGGUGCUCUUCUACUUUGCCACCAAAGACUUGCUGGCACCCUUCGACCCCGUCUGGAAGUUUUGCACCGUCAAGUCUGUCAUCUUCCUCUCCUUCUGGCAAGGAGUGCUGCUGGCGGUGCUGGAGAAGGCGGGCCUCAUCUCGGCCAUCUAUGCGGCCAGCGGGGCCCCCGCCGACCCCGCGGUGGCGAGCGCGGGCACGGUGUCGGCGGCCUACCAGAACUUCCUCAUCUGCGUGGAGAUGUUCUUUGCCUCGCUGGCCCUCAAGUACGCCUUCCCUUACCGGGUCUACGUGCAGGGCUGCAGGGCGGACGCCCAAGGACGUUCAGUCACCAUGCAGAGCAUCUCCUCCAGUCUCAAGGAGACGAUGAACCCCAAGGACAUAAUGAACGACGCCAUCCACAACUUCCACCCGCAGUACCAGCAGUACACGCAGUACGCGGCCCCGACGGCCCGCCACCCCCACCACCCGCACCAGCCGUCCUUGCAGGAGGACGCCCCCCGGGGGGAGGGAGGGGGAGGGGUCGGCUCGAGGGCCGGGCACGGCAACGGCGCCUCGGCUGCGGCCCCCGGGGCCCCCAACGGGAGGGGCCGCCGAAACCCCGCCUACAACGAGAAGACCACUCUCCUUAGCUCCGACGACGAGUUCCAAAUGAUGCAGCGCGGGAACGACGCUUGCCGCUUCUAACCAAAGUCGGGACCACCGCAUGUCGCCCGCCGUCGUCGCACAUGCAUGCCGACCUCCUCGUCUCCAGACUCGUACCCGAAAACCUACUCUGGGAGUUGAAUGCCGAGAAAAUGCGGAAAAUUUGAAGUAGCUGCUUGCUCCUAAUAGAAGCACUUUUGUAGACUCCCUUUGGUUAACCGUCUGCCCAUACUGACACGUCUGCUGCUUUUGAAUUUCUUUUACGUUUUUGUUUUUGAGCAUGUUGCAUCGGUGUCGUGUGCAUGGGGAAAGAUGGUGCCUGGUCUCUUGGUGGAUGUGGUUUAGUUCUGAACAAUGGAGUUUCGCUACAUCCGUACAGCAGACUAAAAGUGUGCUAUCUAAACAAACAUUUGGCUGUGUCUGUCGAGCUUCUGGUUUUCGAACAGCGCACGUGGAUGGGUGUUUUCCAUUCCCUCUAGGCCUGCAAACGUGCCCGCUUAGCAGACGUGCAGCGAGCACGCCGUUUACAUUUUCGGUCGGGCAGUGAGAUUUUCAGUUUUAGCUUUCACGUUCGAGCUGCGGCAAUGGCAGAAACCGACCCGUAGGUUCUAGCGCUGUCGGGCGAAGGCAGUCUCCUCCCGAACCUUUGCUAGUCGACGCCGGUCACAACAGAAAAAGGGAACAACGCUCACAUUUGUCCGCAGUGUCGCGAUACUCCCGCGCAAGUGUAGUUUCGAGCCGACAGGCCGCAAGCAAUGGCAGCUGGAUCCCGUCAGCUUAGGUGUCUCCCCUCGUUUUCCUCUGUACAGAAAUGUCUCGGUGUUGCCUGUCGGAGACCGCCGUCUCACCAGCUCGUGUAACACGUGGCACGUGCCACACUGAAAAGUGUAUCGCGGAUAUGCGUUCCACACUGUGCGAGGCCUGCAUCGUCACGGCAGACUAUGGGCUGCCAGGUGGCAACAGCAACCUUGUUUUGAAUGUUGACGUUUGAACGUUUCGAAACGUUGCAACGGUCGUCUUAGUCGUAAUUUCAGCGCGGUGUACAUAGGAUCGGCGAUUGGUAACAGGUAAAGGGAUCUGAGGAUGCAUAGCACCAUGUGUAAAGGUUAACACAGAAUCCACACGAAAACGUAGAAUUGCUUAGAAGCCCACCCGGGUGGCCCGCAGCGGCACGUGUUGGUGUUCGCAGGCAUAAGACGUGUGCUGGUUGUUGAGCGGGAAAUUUGUGGGAAAAGUCGUCCAAUUUCUCGACGCAUUCUACUUAGUUUUGAGACCUUUUUCUUUAUCGUUGCUUUUGGCGUAGCGCGCUCAAAGGGCAACGGCCGUGCAAUCCCGGCGCCGUGCCGCCAGUUGUUGCUUCCGCGACCACGCGCGGGACAAGCUUGUACUAUCUCCGGCGUCGUCGUGUGUAUUGGCGUCUCGUGCACGUGGGUUUCAGACUUCGCGACACUGUAUAUAUACAAUAGGAGAACGUGUAAAUGGGAGCACAACUCUACACGCCGUUUUUCGUGUUUCUUUUUAAACACCUGUAAGCACUGUGAGAAACAACAAGGCUUGGAAAAUGUAUAUCUGAACAAAGCUGUGUAUAAAAAAUGCAACAAAAGCAAUGUUACGCUGGUUAUGCUGUAUAAAGAAUAUAACUCGAAAUAAACUGUGUACUGCUGGUACAGAAACCCA